AUGAUGGCUAUCAACCCGGUCAGUAUUAGGCUGACAGCCUUUGAAUUGAUUUGGCUAGGGUUUAUUCUCUCACUCAAUUUACAAGAAAUAUCUGCACUGGGAAACAAAAGUGUCGAAAUAAUUUCAGCUGAUGGCAAAGUACGAUUGGUUGAUGGAAUUAGUUAUCGUUCCGGAAGAGUGGAAGUUUUUCAUGGAGGAAAAUGGGGUACUGUAUGCGACGACGUGUUGGAUAAUAAAGUAGUAAUUGUAAUCUGUAGACAGUUAGGCUUCAAGGAAGGUUAUUUGUUACCUAAUUUGAAACUCAUAAGUGGAAUCAUUUGGCUUGAUGACGUUCAGUGCUUUGGCAACGAAUCCUCUAUAUUUGAUUGCCGCCAUAAUGAAUUCGGCGUAAACAACUGCAAUCAUGCCGAAGACCUUCAUAUUAAAUGCAAUUUUAAAUAUGAUAUUUUCUUCUGUGACUUUUAUCUUAAUAAUUGUAGUUUUGCCAUCAACAGCACGUCCACUUAUAAAUGGCAAUAUUCACAGGGUUAUCACAAUACAGUCAACUACAAGCAGACUCCUUACUCAGGUUACUUUAUGUAUAUUGAUUCAAACAAAGGAAAACCCGGUGACAGAUCCCAAAUAUCAAAUGAAACCAAAGUUGAUAUUGAUAAAGGUAGCCUUACAUUUGCAUAUUACCUGAACGGUGACCCCUUCCAGAUUUUGAAUGUUUUCAUUGGUGCAGGAGAAAAAGGUCAGCUUGUCUGGUCAGAACACGGCAAUGGACAAAAUGACUGGCAUGUCGUUUGCUUAACGAUCAGUGAACCAAUCAGGGAUCUCGUCCUUACGUUUGAAGCAAUUCGUGGCUCGAAUGCUACCAGUAUUUUUGCUAUAGAUGAUAUCGAUAUCUCAAGAAAGCCUUGUGAAUUAGAAAGCAUUUCAUGCUCUUUCAGUAGGUCUCAAUGUGGAUAUAAAGUGAUCGCAAGUGAAAUUUCCGAGAUACAUUGGUACUUUACUUUACCAUUUUAUCAGGGACCAUCGUCAGACCAUACAACAAAUUCAGUUGAUGGAGGCUUUAUGGCUGUAUUCAACGAAUAUACUGAGGGAGACAGAACUUUUCUCCGUUCUCCUGUUGUACGGACCAAUCAAAGUGAUAAAGUGGAAUUUUAUUACUACCUGUCUGGGCCACACCCCGGGGAAUUACAAGUGACAUUUAUUCUUGCUGAUCAGCAGAUUUCGGAUUUGAAAACAGUUCUCUGGCAGGCAUACGGAGAUCACGGAACUGACUGGAAUUAUGGAUGUGUGAAUUUACCGCCAAAUCAGGAAGGCGGACUUAUAUUUACUGCGAUUGUGGGAACAACUAAGAAACUGAACAUCGCGAUUGACGAUAUUUCAGUUUCCCAAGGUCGAUGCGAAAAAAAUAUUAUGGAGAAUACUUGUACGUUUAAUAGUCCUCAACUUUGUAACUAUACAAUCAGUUGUAAAGAUGAACGAGAAUACAUUUGGAUGAGGCACAGUGGGGCCACUCCAACUUUUGGCACUGGACCUGAUAUGGAUAUUUCAGAAACUAAACAUGGUUUUUACUUGUAUGCCGAAAGCUCGUACGGUCAUCCAGGAGAUUCGGCCACAGUUACAUUUCCGGUCGACAAGAAUACAACAAAAAAGUAUCUGAACUUCUGGUAUCACAUGUAUGGGAAAAGUGUGGGUAGCUUACAUUUGCGAUAUCAUUCUCCUCGAUCGAGCAAGGAAGAAUGGAGAAUAGCUGGGAACCAAGGAAAUAGAUGGAUACGUUUCUGUGCACAAAUUACAAUUCAUGCAGACGCUUUCAGUUUGAUUGCUGUGAGAGGAUCUUCUCCUCUUGGUGAUAUUGCUAUUGACAACGUUCGAAUAGAUGAACAAAAAUGCCCUCAUCCGUUGGAUUGUGAUUUCAGUACAGGAACCUGCAACUACGAAUUACAAGCCAAUGGUUACGAUUACAACUGGACAAGGGUUAUAACCACAAAUGGUUAUUCAAAAAAAUUGGAUUUCAUGGAAAUCAGAACAAAAAGUAAUUACCAAGAACUGGCAACAUCUUCGUUGGUUUCUCCAGUAAUCAACGGAAAUGAAAAUGGCAGUUUGAGAUUCUCUUACCAGAUGAACGGAGCAGACGUAUAUAAAUUAACGGUCUCAUUACGAAAAGUGAACAAGAAUGAGACCGAACUAUGGAGUAGCAAUGACAAUACAAACAUCGACUGGAUUGGGGGAUGCGUAGAUCUUCCUGCAGUUGAGAUGAUGCGGAUUGUAUUUACGUCGACAAAUGGAUUUGGACCAAAUGGCGUCACUCGAUUGGAUAAUUUGAUUUAUCAUCACCAAAAGUGUCCAAUCGCCAGCAUUUUGAAACAAACCUGCAGCUUCGACCAGCCCCUAUUUUGUGGCUACAAAAUAAAAUGCUAUGCAAGUCCGUACAGAUGGAUGAGAGGGAGAACAUCACCAACAAACGGCACAGGUCCAAACACUGACCAUACGGGAUUGUUUGGAAAAGAAUAUUUUAUGUAUGUGGAAUCGAGCCUGGGACAUCCAGGUGACAAAACAGAUUUAAAGUUCCUACCUUUCAUAAGUCCUCCUCGGCACUACCUUGUUUUUUAUUAUAACAUGAAUGGAAGGGAUUCGGGUGAACUUCAAGUGAGUAUUGAAAAUGGUUCGAGGAGGAUAUUACAAUGGUGGGAUUCUGGAGAUUUGAAAGAUAACUGGAUAAUCGGGUGCAUCAAUUUAUUGGCUGAUGAGAACACGACUGUUAUAUUUACUGCAAUACGAGGAAACGGUCCAUUGGGUGACAUAGCAAUCGAUGACGUCUCAGUCAAACCGGGUUUCUGUCCGCCUCGGUCACUCGCAUGUGAAUUCACUGACGAUUUUCUUUGUGGUUAUAAGAAUAUUUCCAAGCGUCUAGGUUGGACAAGAAUUUACAAAGAUUCAGGUUUCUAUAUGAAAGCGGUUUCCUUUAAUGAUGAGAAAAACUCACUGAGAUCUCCAUUUGUAAACAUUACAGACAGUUGCAUACGUAUACAUUAUCGCCUAAACGCUACCCACUGCUUUUUUAAUGUCUACAACACCACAGACAAAGUUUUUGAGAUUUAUGCUGGAAAUAAAAAUGAUUGGAUGGUCGGUCAGUAUUACGUUGAAAAAAUGCAGUCAUUUCUACAAUUCGAUUUGAUGAUUGACGAAUGCGAAAUGCUAAUAAAGAAAGUUGAGGUUACACCCGGUAACUGUCCUUCAAUAGAUUGCCCCGAUAGUAUGGUAGCCUGUAUGGAUCAAAGUUAUUGCAUUAAUAAAACUUGGGUAUGCGAUAAAGCAAACGACUGUGUAGAUGGAAGUGAUGAAACUGAAAGCGUCUGUCCACUUUCCAUAGUUUGUCACUUCAACAAUAUGCACAGUUGUGGCUACAAGUUUGACGAAUGGUGGUGGAAAGCCGACCCCGGACAUAUGUAUUUGCGUUCUGUUGACUAUAAUUCUAGUCUAAUAUCUCCUAAGCAACAAGUAGAUGAUGUUUGUGUACGUUUUUCUUAUCGAGCAAGGAACUCGUUUUCGCUUUAUGUCUUGGUGCACUAUGAAUACGACAAAAACAAUUCCAGUUACACAAAAUGGCAGCUUCACUUCAGAAAUCAUCAACUGUCAUGGAGAGUCGGCCAAUUCUUCCUUCCGGCAGGAAAUAUUCAGUUAGAGUUCAAGGCCACCGUCAGUCGGAAUUCAGUUCUUCAAAUUGACGAUAUCAUUUUUCUCAAAGGAUAUUGUUCUCCAUUAAACUGUUCAGAUGACAGUUUUCUGUGUGGCAGCCAAGAGAAAUGCAUCAGUCAAAAAGACAAGUGCAACAGAUUUUACGAGUGUGACGAUAAAAGUGACGAGUACAAUUGCCCUUCUUCCCUUGACUGCGAUUUUGAAGACAAUUAUGCUUGUGGGUAUGAAUUUCAAAACAACUGGACACUGACUACAGGAAGAAAUAACCUUGUGCCACGAAUUGACCAUUCAAAGGGGCAUUCGUAUGGCCACUAUAUAUCAACAACAUUUACUCACAAAGGCUUCGUUCAUCUUGAUUCUCCCGAGAAAAACACCACGAGUAAAAAAUGUUUAACCUUUUUUUAUUCAUUUCACGGACAUUCGCAAUUUCACCUUUAUGACAAUAAUUUUUUAAAAUUAAUCAUUCGACCUUUUAAUAUCGGGAUUUGGCAAAAGUCACAAUUAAAUCUUGAUGAGGGCGUCCAUAAACUGCGAUUUUCUGUUUUUCUCAAUUCCUCAAACGACAAAUUGGCUUUGGACAAUAUCUCGACGUCACCUGGGUCAUGUCCCCAGUUAGUUUGCGAAGAGAAAUGGAAACGCUGUCAACCGGACGAUAUCUGCAUCCCAUAUUACAAAUUCUGCGAUCAUGAAGAAGAUUGCCCCAACGGAUAUGAUGAACUCGAAUGCCAAUCUUUCAAGAGUGUGCGACUUGUUGGCGGUGAAAACAUUGACCAGGGUUUUGCUGAGUAUUAUUACAAUGGCAAAUGGAAUGGUGUAUGUUCAAAAAGUAUCUGGUCAAAAAAGGAUUCUACAGUUAUAUGUCGUGAAUUAGGAUAUCGUGGAAGUGGAUGGAAUUCCUCAAAAACAAAAGUGGUACAAACUGUUCGAUCCAACAUAAAGAGUGUUAGCUGUCUUGGCUAUGAAGGUUCUCUGUCAAAUUGUAGAAUGCAUUUCUGUGAGAAUUGCAUUUGCCAUUACAAUCCAUUGGUCGAUUGCUCUAACACCAACUGUGCCUCUUCCCAACGUCCUUGCCCUGUGAAGGAAAGUGGGACUUACACAAGACAAGGUUACAAGAGAGACACAUGUAUAGCAAAAGAAUUUUUCUGCGAUGGUGAACAAGACUGUCCUGGAGGAACAGAUGAAGAAAACUGCCGCCAAUGCAAUGCUAGUGAAUUUCAAUGCCUUAAUAAAAAGUGCAUUCUAAAAAGUCAACGCUGUGAUGGUGUGAGAGACUGUCAAGACUCAUCAGAUGAAUAUCAUUGUUUUAUUCACAAUGGAACAUCCUUCUUUUUGCUUCAUGAUGAAAAGUACCAAGGAGUGUGUGAAACUAAUUUGAAUAACAAGAAUAUAGCAGAUAAACUAUGCAAAGCUGUUGGUAAAAGUAAUGCUACAGUUGGACAGUCCUUUUUUACUGGAAAAGGUAUCGAAUUUACCAGAAAGUCAUUGACCAAGAAUAACUUUUUUCCUGGACUGUCUCUCACUACCAAUGUACUGUCCUGUCAUUUACUCAAUGUUUCAUGCAGGGGUAAAGAAUGUGGUACCCGAGGAAAAAUCUUAAAUGACCAGUCAAUACAAAAUGGCAUUUCUACCUUUCUUGGUCAGUGGCCUUGGCAAGUGGUGUUUAAGAAAGACAACUACACUUCAUGUGGUGGAAUUCUCAUCCAUCAAAAAUAUGUACUCACCAAUACUUAUUGCCUCAAGGAAAACCACGUGUGGACAGUGACAGUUGGUACAAGAAACAAAACUAGUGGAGGAGUACAAUAUAAAAUAAAACGAAAAAUUGUUCAAUCAUUUUCUGAAAGAGAGGCUCUUGGUUUGCUGGAAUUGACAGAAGCUGUACAAAUAACUGACUAUAUUCGUCCUGCCUGUCUCCCCUCAAAGCCAUGGCUUCCUGAUAUGGAAUGCUUUUCAACAGGAUGGGGAAUGAGUGGAAGCUCCAAUUAUCCAUAUUACCUGAAAGAAAUCAAGGUUCGUCUACUCAGUCAAGAUCACUGUAUAAGCCAUUUUACAGACAUCAGUCAAACAUUUUUGUGUGCAGAUAGUGACAGAUACUCAUUAGGAUGUCAUGUUGACAUUGGUGGACCACUUGUAUGUCGGAACGACCAUGGACAUUGGGAAGUUGUUGGAGUGACAAGUGCGGACAAAAUAUAUUGUUACCCUAACAGUUUUAUUCCUAUCACUUAUAUAGAUGUAUACAGGUCAUUAAAAUGGAUUUUACAGCAUUUGACUUGA
This is a messenger RNA of Acanthosepion pharaonis, 5961 nucleotides long. The record is from the annotation of a GenBank genome assembly. NCBI's taxonomy places the organism in Eukaryota, Metazoa, Mollusca, Cephalopoda, Sepiida, Sepiidae.